AUGGUGAUGGGUGAGGGCGAGGGAGAUAUGGAAGGAGGGGGUGGAAAUGAUGAGUGUGUCGAAGAUGGCGACGAAGAGGUAGCAGCCAUGAUGGGUACACCUACAACAUUUUGCGGAUCUAAUAAAUGCAAGAAAAUUAGAAGGCCUCUGCCACCUCGAGAGACAUGGAAGAAGAAAAUCGAAUUCUUGUUGGCGGUAGUUGGAUUCGCUGUUGAUUUAGGCAAUGUUUGGAGAUUUCCAUACAUCUGUUAUCAAAACGGUGGAGGUGCAUUUCUUAUACCAUAUGUGGUGAUGUUGGUAUUCGGUGGAUUGCCUUUGUUUUACAUGGAAUUGGCAUUGGGACAGUUUCAUCGUUGUGGAUGUCUCACAGUAUGGAAGAAGAUUUGCCCUGCUCUUAAAGGUGUUGGAUAUGCAAUAUGUUUGAUUGAUAUGUACAUGGGUAUGUACUACAAUACUGUAAUCAGUUGGGCAGUAUAUUAUCUGUUUUCAUCAAUGAGAUCCGAAUUACCAUGGACCAGCUGCGACAAUCCAUGGAACACGUUGACUUGCAAUCCUGUUACUAACUUGUCCGGAUUAGUCAACAUGUCGACGAGUCCGGCAAAAGAAUUUUUCGAGAGGAGCGUUUUAGAACAGCAUAGAGCCGAUGGAUUGGAUAGCAUUGGAUCGAUCAAAUGGUCAUUGGCAUUGUGUUUAUUGGCCGUUUUCUUGUUGGUGUAUUUUUCCUUGUGGAAGGGCGUGAGAAGCACUGGAAUGGCCGUUUGGGUCACGUCGCUCGCUCCGUACGUUGUAUUGUUUAUGUUGCUCUUUCAAGGUAUCUCGUUACCAGGCGCCGGCGAAGGCAUACGAUAUUAUCUAACGCCGCAAUGGCAUAAACUGGUCAACACUAAGGUAUGGAUAGAUGCGGCAUCUCAAGUAUUCUUUUCUUUGGGCCCAGGGUUCGGUACUCUUCUAGCUCUGUCGAGUUACAACAAAUUCAAUAACAACUGUUACUGGGAUGCUAUUCUCACUAGCUCAAUAAACUUUCUAACUAGUUUCCUCGCCGGUUUCGUAAUAUUUACUAUGCUCGGUUAUAUGGCGCACGUUCAAAACAAGAGCAUUUCCGAAGUGGGAACCGAAGGCCCGGGUUUGGUAUUCAUCGUCUACCCAGAAGCAAUCGCCAUGAUGACUGGUUCGGUUAUGUGGGCUAUCAUAUUUUUCUUGCUACUUAUCACAUUAGGUUUGGACAGUACAUUUGGUGGUUUAGAGGCAAUCAUAACUGGUCUUUGUGAUGAAUACCCAAAUGUAUUAAAAAGACAUCGAGAAUUGUUUGUUGCUGGCUUAGUAGCAGUAAUUUAUAUACUAUCGUUACCAACUACUACAUAUGGUGGAGUUUACUUAAUUACAUUGCUGAACGUAUUUGGACCAGGGAUCGCCAUAUUGUUUGUAGUGUUUGUCGAGGCGGCAGCGGUUUGUUGGGUGUAUGGUGUAGAUCGAUUUGCAAAUGAUAUUGAAAUGAUGAUCGGACAUAGACCUGGUUUAUUUUGGAGAUUGUGUUGGUGUUACAUUAGUCCGGCAUUUUUAUUGUUGAUUUUUGUAUUCUCAAUACUGGGAUAUAAAGAUAUGAUGGCAGGUGGAAGCUAUGUUUAUCCAGAUUGGAGCAUUAACAUGGGCUGGUUGAUGACUGCGUCUUCGACCAUGUGCAUACCAGCAUACUUCAUAUAUAAAGUAUGCAAAACACCCGGGCCGUUUAUGCAGCGAAUAAAAUUGGCCAUGAGACCAGAGGACCCGGAACCGGACGACCGGAGCAUCGUAGCGGCCGCCGUACACGAUGUCGGCGGAGGCGGCGGCACGCACGUCUGACUCGAAUGGCUUGUCUGACGCGCGUACAACCGUCGGCCCGGCCCGACCGGACCGGACCGGACCGGUCAUCACCGCAACAACAUACAACAGCAAUUACACCGAAAACGCGUAACCACGGUUUGUCUGCGACCGAGUGCUCGCAAUACCACCCGGACAAACGUCGUCGCACCUGCCGUACGCAACAUUACCGAAACACACAUUCACCGAAACCAUUAGACAGGUUGGCCGAACCGUAAACCGUACCCGAUUGGCUAACCAGACCCGUCAAUAGGUCUACGGGCCGUACCAGCCGUUGCCCACCACCACCCUUUAACCACCAUGCUCACCUCCGCCUGUAUCAUGUUAUGUAAUAAUAGGUACGAGUGUACAACGAUCUCCCGUUGUAGCGUAACCCUUAUCCCUUUGCCGGGAUACACAUAUUCUGUUGUAGCGUCAACAAAUUUUUCCACCGGCCGAUUGUACUCAUCUCUGACUACGAUGAUCCUCCUACCCCUUGCAUCAUAUAUUUAGGUCUAAACUGUAUUUCACUUGAUCGACAAAAUUCUCAUCGCCAACCCAUAACUCACCGCAGCCACCCCCCACCUUAAAUUGCUAGUGCUAUUGCACCACUCGAUGACUUUUGAGGGCGUCACUGCUGCGUAUCACCAAGUUUCUGGCAACGUGAACUCUGUUCAGCCAAAGACGGAACCCGCAACGGGCCCAAGACGUUAGUGCACACUGCUGAAGACGACGUCAAUGUAUCCGAAAUAUUAUGAUUUCAACCCGAUUCGUAGUGCCGUAGCUUUCAUGUACGCUGUCCGGAGUUUUUUUUUUACUUUUCGUUUUAUACGUAACUCCCACUGGCCCUAGCCCGAGCCUUCAGCCUAUCCUCUGACCUGUCAGACGCUUGUUUCCUAUACUAGUCGUUGUAUUGUCGUUACCCAUCGGCGCGCCGAUAAAUACUGCCACCAAAGGACGCAGCGACCCGAUUGCUUUUCUGUAAUAAUAUUGUUAUAAUAAAUAAUACUAACGAAAUGGCUGCAUUGUUUGCGUACACAAGUUGUGCACGAUGCGUAUCGUACGCAUUGUAUUCCGUAUUUAUUUAGUCGCACAUAGAUAAUUAAUUAAUAAUUUCAUACUAGUAUUACGUAUAGUAAUCGUCGAAAAUUAAUGCAAUCAAACAUCGAUCCGACGUAUCCUAUCACAUAUUCGCAAUUUUGCUUGUAGCAUAUAUUAUAAUGUAAAUGUACAAUGAAUAGUUGUUAUUAUCUACUGAAUAUGAUUUCGUCGAAACGUGUGGGCGUAUAGCCCUUUUUGCGUAUCUAUAUUAUUCGUACAUAGAUUAUGUAGAGAUAGGUUUAUAAGUCAUAAUAAUUAUAAUAAUUGUCUUAUGAAACAAAAUGUUCUGAUCAAUAUGUUAUAAUAAUUUAUAUUAUUACCAUCUGAUGUGUUGUACAAACAAAUAUAAUAAUAUGUAUUGAUAUUAUAAUAUGUAAAUUGAUUUUUAUUUGUAUUUGUACCUUUUUUUAUGUUAUUAUUAUGUUUUGUACGUAAUUUAUCAAGCGUUAACUAUUAGUCAAUGAAUACCCGCCAAUGGUUCAUAAUAUGUAGUUAUUAUAUAGGUAUACUAAUAAUCGUUUAGUCCAGGUUAUAUGAUACCUGUAGGAAUUUCAAUACUAUAAUAUGUUAUUUUGAUAUUAUAAUAAGUACUUAUCGUAUUUCAGUAGCAUAAUUAUCGUUAUUUGAAAAUGUAUUUUUGUGUUGAAUAAUAUUAUGUUUUUUAGCUUAAGUACAUCGCCACUGGUGUAUGUAUGUGUGUUUAUUGUAUGUACAUUACCUGCUGCGUUUAGGCUAUACAUUUUUAUUUUUUUUUCUAUAAUAUUAUACAGUUUUAGAAUCUUUAACGCCUAAUAUGUACGUUACCGUAUAGUGAUAGCUUUCAGUGGUAUCCAAAAAUGAGUUUUUUUCAAAUUUUGUUCGUACACAUUUAAAUUAAAUUCGAACACCAUAUUAUAAUAAUUUAACAUAC
Molecule: messenger RNA, 3847 nt
Organism: Sipha flava (yellow sugarcane aphid)
Lineage: Eukaryota; Metazoa; Arthropoda; Insecta; Hemiptera; Aphididae
Product: sodium-dependent serotonin transporter
Exons: 11
Coding region: 1-1839 (612 amino acids)
Biological process (GO): serotonin uptake; sodium ion transmembrane transport
Cellular component (GO): neuron projection; membrane
Molecular function (GO): serotonin:sodium:chloride symporter activity; serotonin binding
Source: RefSeq, a predicted model, not a curated record